GUCUGGAAGCAAGGGCUCAAUUUUAACAGAAUCCACCUUAAAAUCACUCACUUAACUUAUACCUACCUUCCGCCACUUUGAGCGAGUAUAUCACAGGAAGAAAAGGGGGGGGUGAAUAAAGACGCCUCUGGAAAAUUCGGGUGUUAAUAGGACAAUAUCCGCGGUGGAGAAGGGAGAGAGACAACAGCACAAGCGAGAGAGAGAAACCCGAUUUGGUCUUGAGAGAAAGAGGGGGGUGAGUGCUCUCAAGGCAGAAAAUUCGAUGAUGACCAUGACUACGAUGGCUGACGGUCUGGACGCUCAGGACUCGUCCAAGUCUGCUUUCAUGGAGUUCGGACAGUCGCACUCACAGCAGAGCUCCCCGUCGAUGGCCGGCGGCCACUACCCGCUGCACUGUCUCCAGUCCGGCUCACACGCUCACCACCAGCACGACAACAGCGCGUAUCCCGGGACCAACACCUACAACAGGUCGUUACCGUACCCUUAUGUGAGCCAUCCGCACCACAGCCCAUACCUGCCAUCCUAUCACAACAACACGGGAGGACAGACAAGGUUAGACGGCGCAGAGCAGCAGAAGACGACAGUGAUUGAAAACGGGGAGAUUCGUUUUAAUGGGAAAGGCAAGAAAAUUCGCAAACCGCGGACUAUUUAUUCCAGUUUGCAGCUUCAAGCACUGAAUCACCGUUUCCAGCAAACACAGUACCUCGCUUUACCGGAGCGCGCCGAGCUGGCGGCCUCUCUGGGACUGACACAAACACAGGUUAAGAUUUGGUUCCAGAAUAAGAGGUCGAAGUUCAAGAAGCUGCUCAAGCAAGGCCACAACCCAAACGACAGCGACCCCAUCCCGGGCUCCAUGUCCCUGUCUCCGCGCUCCCCGACCAUCCCUCCGAUAUGGGACGUCUCGGCCUCUUCCAAAGGAGUAAACAUGCCAGCCAACAGCUACAUGCCCGGAUACUCUCACUGGUAUUCCACCCCACAUCAAGAUGCAAUGCAGAGAUAGACUGCCGAGGAAAAGGGACCAUGUGAGCAGCGUGGAGGGCCUUCGGACCUCCGCCAUGCAGUAACUUUCCAACGUAGCCUACAAUUUGUGUCUGCGGACGCAGGGCAGGGGAGAGAGGACCCCGCUGCUGCUCCUCUGCUGGAGGAUGGGACUGAAAAACACAGCCAAGCUUCGGUGUGAUGAUGAUGACACAAAACUACGGGACUGACCUGUCAUUUUUCUUUUUGCUCAUGGCUGUGCAGUGGGCUCGCGAUUGUUAAGCUUUCAUCCAUGUCAACAUCUGAACGUCACUAUACCAAAUAAUAUCUGUGACAUUUUUGCCACUUUUGGGGCAAAGACUGUUCUCCGGGACUGCCAGUCCUGCUUUUUUUUUUUUUUUAAUAUAUAUACAUAUAUAUAUAUUUUGGUCGUUCCUCCAACAUGCAAAAACAAACAAAACAUGUCUGUCUGUAAAUAUAAUCAGCUAUUUUAGUUGUACAUACACUUUUUAUGUUUUGUCAGAUUGAGUAAACCGUGACUCAAACAGAUGCCUGCUGUUGCAUGAUUUCUCAAAAGAAAAAAGGAAAACAAGAAAAAACUUUAUUUCAGGCCCCUUUUAAUACUCCAUAUUGGGCCAACAUCAACUCCUUACAGGCCUGCUUCCCUUCACUGGUGAACACGAGCUUAUAA
This is a messenger RNA of Cololabis saira (Pacific saury), 1669 nucleotides long. It is a transcript of the gene dlx6a, whose product is annotated as distal-less homeobox 6a. Gene Ontology annotation, biological process: embryo development; cell differentiation; regulation of transcription by RNA polymerase II. The transcript has 3 exons. Lineage: Eukaryota; Metazoa; Chordata; Actinopteri; Beloniformes; Belonidae. Gene Ontology annotation, molecular function: DNA-binding transcription factor activity, RNA polymerase II-specific; RNA polymerase II cis-regulatory region sequence-specific DNA binding. The record is from RefSeq and is a predicted model, not a curated record. Bases 263 to 1000 code for a protein of 245 amino acids.